AUUUUCAGUUUUAAACAUAAAAAAAUGGCGGUUCUACAUAUUUCAGAUAUGGAAGAUGAAAUUCAGAAAAUCUGCGAGGCUAGUCUAACUGCAAGACAAAUGUCUUAUUCACCUUACAGUAAGUUCAAGGUCGGUGCUGCCAUCUUAUGUUCCGAUGGAAUUGUUGUUACAGGAUGUAACAUAGAGAAUGCUUCUUAUGGGCUAUCUAUUUGUGCAGAAAGAACUGCCCUGGUAAAGGCUGUGUCAGAGGGUCGGAAAGAAUUCAAGGGAAUAGCAAUAGCAGCGGAUAUACAGAAUGAAUUCGUUGGUCCCUGUGGAGCCUGUAGGCAGUUUAUGGCUGAAUUUAACCCUACUCUUCCAAUAUUUUUAGUACGAGUAGAUCGGAAAGUAAAGGUGACUGAUCUUGGAGUUCUAUUACCAGAAUCCUUUACCCCUAAGAACACUAAAUUCGACUUUUAUAAUGGCGAGUAGGCGCAGGAGGGGAAAUGAGCAAAUUACAUGGGAUUGAUAUUGUGCUUGUAAAAAGUUAAUUUACUUGUAUGUAAAUAUAAAUAUAGAUCGAUCUAA
Molecule: messenger RNA, 567 nt
Organism: Eurytemora carolleeae
Lineage: Eukaryota; Metazoa; Arthropoda; Copepoda; Calanoida; Temoridae
Product: cytidine deaminase
Exons: 7
Coding region: 25-471 (148 amino acids)
Cellular component (GO): cytosol
Molecular function (GO): cytidine deaminase activity; zinc ion binding
Source: RefSeq, a predicted model, not a curated record